GAAGCAAAAGAACCGUGAUGAACUCCUCACGAGUUUCUUAUUUCACUCUGGCUGCUUAUCUGGACUCUGGACUGUUGAGAUACUUGUUCUUCAUGCUGGUCCUGUCGUUGUACUUGUUGAUCCUUUGUGCCAACGUGCUGCUGAUUGUCGUUAUCUGUAUGAACAGAAGUCUACAUGAACCUAUGUACGUGUUUCUGUGCAGCCUGUUUGUAAAUGAACUGUAUGGUAGCACAGGGUUGUUUCCUUUGCUCCUGGUUCAGAUUCUCUCAGACGUUCACACUGUUUCUGCUUCAGUUUGUCUCCUGCAGGUUUUUUGUGUUUAUUCUUACGGAAGUGUGGAAUUUUUUAAUUUAGCCGUGAUGUCUUAUGACCGAUACCUGGCCAUCUGUUGUCCUCUGCAGUACAACACACGUAUGACAACUAAAAAAGUUACGAUGCUAAUUGCUGUAACGUGGUUGUUCCCUUUUCUUGCGAUUGUUGUUUUGAUAUCAUUGACUUCCCCUUUACAGCUGUGUGGAAACAUCAUUCACAAAGUUUACUGUGGAAACUACGCUAUUGUCAAACUGUCGUGUUCUGACACCACAGUCAACAACGUCUACGGACUCAUCUACACAUUUCUCUCCAUCAUCCUUCCUCUGCUUUUAAUCCUCUACACGCAGAGGAUUCUAAAGGUUUGUUUCUCUGGUUCCAAACAGACGAGACAAAAAGCCGUCAGCACCUGCACCCCCCACCUGGCCUCGCUGCUCAACUUCUCCUUCGGGGCUUGUUUUCAAAUAUUACAGAGCAGGUUCAAUAUGAGCAGUGUCCCACACAUGUUGGGUAUUGUAUUAUCUUUAUACUUUCUAACGUGUCAGCCGCUCUUUACUCCCGUACUGUACGGACUGAAAAUGUCUAAGAUCUGGAUCAUGUGUAAACGUAUGUUGUGUGGAAACAUGUAG
This is a messenger RNA of Hippoglossus stenolepis (Pacific halibut), 938 nucleotides long. RefSeq names its product olfactory receptor 11A1-like. NCBI's taxonomy places the organism in Eukaryota, Metazoa, Chordata, Actinopteri, Pleuronectiformes, Pleuronectidae. Gene Ontology annotation, biological process: G protein-coupled receptor signaling pathway. Gene Ontology annotation, cellular component: membrane. The record is from RefSeq and is a predicted model, not a curated record. Gene Ontology annotation, molecular function: G protein-coupled receptor activity; olfactory receptor activity.